AUGCAUUGGCUCCUCCCGGCCAUCCUCUCCCUGCUGGGCCCCAUCUGCCCUCAGGCCUCGGGGGCGCCGCCCUACGACUCCGUCCUCACCGUGCCCAACGGAGGGCCCUGGGGCUCCUGGGGACAAAUGCAAUUUUGCCCCAGCGGCUACGCAAAGGGAUUUGAGUUGAAGGUCCAGCCCUACCAGGGAUUUUGGCUGUUUGGCGAUGACACGGCUCUGAACGGCGUCCGCCUGCUCUGCACGGAUGGCACGGUCAUCGAGUCCUCCGUAGGGUGCUGGGGAAACUGGACCGAGGCCCAGGUGUGCCCCAGCAACAAGCUGGUUUCCUUCUCGCUGCGCGUGGAAAGGUGGCAGUACCUGAGUGACAACACAGCCGUCAACAAUGUCAGGUUCACCUGCUCCAACGGGACGCAGCUCGAGGGCUGGGGACUCGCAGGGGGACACUACGGCCCAUGGAGCGGCAACUGCACCUCUGGGGCCAUCUGUGGGCUCCAAACAAAGGUUCAGCAACCCCAGAGAAAGUGGGAUAACACAGCUCUCAAUGACAUGAGAGUGUUCUGYUGUCAGUAA
This is a messenger RNA of Malurus melanocephalus (red-backed fairy wren), 570 nucleotides long. Its product is annotated as vitelline membrane outer layer protein 1-like. NCBI's taxonomy places the organism in Eukaryota, Metazoa, Chordata, Aves, Passeriformes, Maluridae. The record is from RefSeq and is a predicted model, not a curated record. The transcript has 3 exons. The coding region runs from base 1 to 570 and encodes 189 amino acids.